Messenger RNA from Schistocerca nitens (vagrant locust), 3623 nucleotides. RefSeq names its product 4-aminobutyrate aminotransferase, mitochondrial (gene Gabat). The record is from RefSeq and is a predicted model, not a curated record. Gene Ontology annotation, cellular component: mitochondrion. Gene Ontology annotation, molecular function: pyridoxal phosphate binding. Gene Ontology annotation, biological process: GABA catabolic process. Bases 108 to 1628 code for a protein of 506 amino acids. The transcript is spliced from 10 exons. NCBI's taxonomy places the organism in Eukaryota, Metazoa, Arthropoda, Insecta, Orthoptera, Acrididae.
CGCCAGUAUCCGCCGUGCACCGUAUCAGUACGCACGCCCGAGUAAAAUCAGUCUGCUUCGGCGUUUGCGUAUUCAGUGUGCGACGCUCACCUGAAGGUUUAGGGAAGAUGGCACAGCUAUGCGGCGGAGGCGUAACGCCCGCAAUUAAUUUUGGUAGAUUGUGUCUUAAGCAAGGGUGGAAAUCAGGUUCCAUUUGCCAAAACAUUUAUAUAAGGAAUGUUUCAAGCCUGGUUGUUGGAGAACCUGAUGGACCAAGUGUAAAAACAUCCAUUCCAGGUCCAAAGUCAAAGCAGCUACUAGAUGAACUAAGCGCUAUACAGCAAUCUGGAUCAGUACAACUUUUUGUUGAUUAUGACCGCUCCAUUGGUAAUUAUAUAGCAGAUGUUGAUGGAAAUGUUCUGCUUGAUGUGUACACUCAGAUAUCGUCACUGCCUCUUGGGUACAAUCAUCCAGAUCUUUUGAAAUUGCUUGAUAACCCUUUUAAUGUGAAAGCAAUUGUAAAUCGACCUGCACUUGGAGUAUUCCCAGGAUCUGAUUGGCCAAAAAAAGUUAAAAAUAUCCUUCUUGAUGUUGGCCCCAAGGGACUGAGCCAUGUCACUACAAUGAUGUGUGGUUCAUGUUCAAAUGAAAAUGCAUUCAAGAACAUCUUCUUCUGGUAUCGCAAAACUCAGAGAGGUGAAAAUAUAGAUUUCACUGAAGAUGAAAGGUCAUCUUGCAUGAUAAAUCAAUCACCUGGCUCUCCACCUCUGAGCAUUCUAUCAUUCAAAGGUGCAUUUCAUGGACGCACCCUUGGUGCACUAUCUACCACACAUUCAAAAUAUAUUCACAAAAUUGAUGUGCCAGCAUUUGACUGGCCAAUUGCAUCAUUUCCGGAGUACAAAUAUCCUUUAGAAGAACACAAGUCAGAAAAUGAAGCUGAGGACAGAAGAUGUCUGGCUGAGGUUGAGGAUCGUAUCACUGAAUAUAAUAAACUUGGGAAGAAUGUAGCAGGAGUAAUAGUUGAGCCAAUACAAGCAGAAGGUGGAGACAAUGCUGCCUCUCCAGAAUUCUUUCAGCAGUUGCAGAGAAUUUGUAAAAAGUAUGGCUGUGCAUUUUUCGUGGAUGAAGUACAAACAGGUGGUGGUCCAACAGGCAAAAUGUGGUGCCAUGAACAUUUCAAUCUGGAUUCCCCACCUGAUAUUGUGAGUUUCAGCAAAAAGAUGCAGCUUGGAGGGUACUACAUGAAGGAAGAGUUUAGGCCUUCACAACCAUACAGAGUAUUUAAUACGUGGAUGGGUGACCCUGGUAAACUACUGCUGCUUCAAGGAGUUCUUUCAGUUAUAAAGAGAGAUUCACUUCUCUCAGUUGUCCAGAAGUCAGGAGAGAAACUUCUCAAUGGAUUAUAUGAUUUGCAGAAAGAAUUUCCUGCUCUGCUUUUUGCAGCAAGAGGCCGGGGGACAUUUCUUGCUAUCAGCUGCACAUCAACAAAGCUGCGUGAUGACUUGGUGAACAGGUUAAAACAGAAAGGAAUACAAUCUGGGGGAUGCGGAGAGUACAGCAUUCGUAUACGACCAGCUCUGAUAUUCCAGACCCAACAUGCUGAAAUUUUUCUGGACCAAUUCCGACAAGUUCUACGUGAAACUAAAUAAACCCAGUUGUGGAGAUCAGUUCUGGGGCGUAAUUUUAAAAACCUAAUAGUUGACUUCUCUACAGAAAUUUAUUGGAUUUUUAAAUUUCUUUACAUAAACAAUAAGCUGUAUACACAGCACGGAGAAGCAAACAAUUGUAAUACAUUAUCUUCUUGGAAAACAGAAGAAAAAACAUGUCUGAAAAUAAUUUUUUAAUACUUACCUAAUAUUAUUAGUAAAAAUUUUAAUAAUUCACUGAAGUUGAUGUGUACUACAUUAAUAGAGCUUUAUUUACUGGCACGACAAACAUUUAACUAUUUUUAUUAUUAAUUUUUUUAAACUGUUUUACACUUGCUGCUUUGUUGGCAUAAUAAUGUCUUUGUGUUGUAAAAUUUUUGUAUUGAUUUUUAUGAUUGUGAGAUUUUAACUCCUGCAAGAUUGUUGUGUUCAGUCUUGCAAAGAGUAUGUUGUUGAAGACACCAAAGAGAUUAACCAGUGCAACUAAAAGUGAAAGCCAUCUAAAAAUGAAUAAAAAAAAAAAAAUUCUGGAUAUGUUGCCAAUAUUCCUGAAGAUUGUUUAAACAGAGAUGGUGUAAGAUAGUGUAACAUUUGAUAAUACUUUUAAAAACUGACAAUUCACUUAUAUCAUAAAUAACAUUCUGCAAUUUAAAGACUGUAAUUUGCAUUUACUGAUUUUGUUUUAUUUUUUCCCAUUGUACUUUUCAUAUUUUGUGUGUUGCACAAAAUUCUUAUGAUGAAUGCAUUUUUUUGUUUAGCAUCUAAUGUUGUGCUUUAGUUCAUUUAUGUUGUACAUAUAUUUCGCAUGAAUUAGUGUUCUUCCAUUGGUCCACUUUUAUAUUUUUUACCUUCCUAUUGUCAUUACACAUGGUCUGUCCAAUGCCGAAUGCUGAACUGUGUAACAAAAUUGAAGAAGUAAAAGUACAAAAGAAAAAUAUAUAGGAGCCUCACAAAAUCCUGAGAUAAAAUUUUCUUUUAUUUCCUUGCCACAGUUCACAUUCUGAAAUAAAGAUCAUCACUUUUUGCUUCUCUGUAACCUGUUUAUGAAACUGAUUACUAGUCUUAAACAUUCAAGUAAAACAUCCUAGAGACAGUAGCUCUAUUAUUUAUUGGCAGCUAAUGAUAUCUAAUAUAGACUGCUGGAAAAAUCAAUAUCAUAACUUUUCCUUCUGUGUUUCAAGAAUGUGUCAUUAAGCUGUUCCAACUUCACAAUGGUGCUCCAAAUGUUGAUGUUAUGGAGAUAUAAACAAUUAAAAUAAUGAAAGGAGUAGAAAAGGCUGAAUGAGAAAAGUACAAAAUGAAUGUAACUUUUUUUUAGUUACCAUGGAGCAGUCAAUUGGCACAUUAUUUGCUUUCCCAUGUGUAAAUGAAGAAAAUAAGCUGUUUUGACUAUACAUAUAUGUCACCAAUAGAUAUUAAGUAUGGUAGUCUUCCAAAAUACUGAUGUUUCAGCAAUACUAAUUCAUGUGUCAUGUUUUGUUUGUCAGAGAGAGAGAGAAUUAGCACACAUAAAUGCCUUGUAUUAUAUAGAAAGUUUAUUUACUCCCAAGUAUUGUAAUUACUUCUGAUAGCUAGAUUUUAUUACUCUCUGUUAUGGUAUUGUAUUUAUCGAAAAAUAUCAAAAUAAUUGUUAGAAUUGACACAUAAUAUGCAGACUGCAUGAAACAGUUAAUGAAGUCAGUAUAUUAAUUGAAACUUAGAUUUCAUAUUCUAGUGAUUGGUUGUAUAUUGAAUGAUGCUGAGUUAAUUUGUCUAAGGUAGUUUCACUGUAUAGGACUGAAUUUAUUUUAACUGUGCUUUUUAUAAUUUUUCUUUUAAAGAAAGUAAGAUAUUGUUAGCUUAAUCAGCAAUCAUUGUCAGUAAUUUAGUAGACUGAAUAUGAAACGCUUGUGUUCAUCAAGUCUUCCAAACACAGCCAUAUAUUUAUAUGAUACAGUAACAUCAUUGUAUAUUUAACAAAAAAAAUUUGAAAAAUAAAGGUCACAUUUUGCUGGUAAA